AUUUUGCGCAGUGCGACCACCACCAGGUAUUCAACGCACCAUCCGUUUCCCAAUGCCUUUCACCUGGCUUUUGCUCCAUCUUUGCAUUCGUUCCAUUUCGCCCGCUCAAGAUUUUACUUUUUACUUCGACGCGUCGAGAGCGAGUCGCCGUGUUGUUCUUCAACGUUGACCCUGGCUCCUACACCUCCGAUGGCAAUGGUCACCGCACGCGAAAAGGACGAGCCGCGGCGAUUCGGACUGCCGCAGGCGGGUUCCCAUUCCGACAGUAGAGAUGAUGCCUCUCGGGGAUUGCGCCGUUCGCCAUAGGGAACAUCCGGGCUUCCGCCUCACGAGCUGAUAUCGACGUGACGAGGCUCGACUUGAAAAUCCAUUUCUUCACGGAGAACAACAGCCACAUGCUUGGCGAGUUUGGGUACAGCACUCACUUUCACAAGGAAGAGACGCUUGUCGACCUGUCGGACCGGAUACACAAGGUUUUGGACCAAGUUGCCGACAACGUCUACUCUGUAGACCUGCCGCGAUCUUCGUCGCUUCGCCAAUUCACUCCAUCUGAUGUGGCGGUGUACUUGCGAGAUUACGUCUCCUGCCAUUUCCCUCUCGACUUCCCAAGAUGUCCGGACGGCGCGUCUCGUCUCUGCAACGAGAGUUGCAUUCCUUCGUCCUGCCACCAACCGUCUGCGAUGCGCUUCGGGUCUCGUCAAGGGUGGGGGACUUCUCGCGUUGUACCUCACUGCACUCACUUGUUCGACCAUCGCUACACUUGUCAAGAGGACACCACGAUCGAUGCAUUCGGCUCCGUUUUUUUCGCACACAUCACGGGCUAACUUCUGUUUUCAGGGCUUGGGACUAGCCAAUCGCUGGAUAUCAUUCCUGAUCGCCUUGCCGUUCAACGCCAUACUGUACUGGCGGAUGUUCUUGACGACGUACCAGCCUUGAUCAAGAAAGCGUCCGAGUUCUCCGCCGGAUCUAUGUAUCCACCGCCGUACAGAGACGACAGAAGUCGUCGUCCUCUGUCACUCACGUCGCAAUUUUCCACCACUUGAGCGGAACUGAAAUUCCAAUGGCAAGGGAGCUAGAGUUCGUCAUUCCGCCGCUACACUUCAU
Phanerochaete carnosa HHB-10118-sp is the source of this 1104-nucleotide messenger RNA. RefSeq lists its product as uncharacterized. Bases 396 to 824 code for a protein of 142 amino acids. The transcript has a single exon. NCBI's taxonomy places the organism in Eukaryota, Fungi, Basidiomycota, Agaricomycetes, Polyporales, Phanerochaetaceae. The record is from RefSeq and is a predicted model, not a curated record.